This is a messenger RNA of Cucurbita moschata (crookneck pumpkin), 2372 nucleotides long. Its product is annotated as protein AUXIN SIGNALING F-BOX 2-like. Bases 309 to 2063 code for a protein of 584 amino acids. Gene Ontology annotation, biological process: SCF-dependent proteasomal ubiquitin-dependent protein catabolic process. The record is from RefSeq and is a predicted model, not a curated record. The transcript has 4 exons. Gene Ontology annotation, cellular component: SCF ubiquitin ligase complex. Lineage: Eukaryota; Viridiplantae; Streptophyta; Magnoliopsida; Cucurbitales; Cucurbitaceae.
AUACGCAAUUAGUUGGGUUUCUCACUUUGGCUCUUCCCACUUCCCAAUCGCUACAAAAGAUCCCAUUUUUGUUAUUUUUUGUUCUUCUUUAACACACCUCCCCUGAGUCAACUCGUUCCUCUCUCUCUUUCUAAAUCUCUGAAUUUUUUACCCCUUUUUGUAGCUCUUCAAGUUUUGUUCUAUGGAGAUUUCUGGGUUUCUUCUUGUUUUCUAAAGAACUAACUACAUUUUCGAUUUUGAAGAGGUUUCUGGGGGUUCCCUUUGAAUUUCCUUAUGGGGUUUUAGUUGUGAGGGUUCGAGGGUGUAAAAUGAGUUCGAAGAGGAAGAAGGAAUUGGGAGACUUGGACGAGUCCAAACGGGCUGGUUCGAUCUUCCCAGAUGAGGUUUUGGAAAGGGUUUUGAGUUUGGUUAAGUCCCACAAAGAUAGGAGCUCUGUAUCUCUGGUUUGUAAAGAUUGGUUCAACGCGGAGCGAUGGUCGCGAACCCAUGUUUUUAUCGGAAAUUGCUACUCUGUUUCGCCGGAAAUUGUAGUCCGACGGUUCCCCAACAUUCGGAGUGUGACGCUGAAAGGGAAACCCAGAUUCUCGGAUUUCAAUUUGGUGCCUCCCAAUUGGGGUGCUGAUGUUCAUUCAUGGCUCGUUUCCUUCGCUUCAAAAUACCCAAUUCUUGAAGAGUUGAGGCUCAAGAGGAUGACUGUUACUGACGAGAGCUUGGAAUUUUUGGCUCGUUCCUUCCCAAAUUUCAAAGCGCUUUCAUUGAUGAGCUGCGAUGGUUUCAGCACCGAUGGGCUCGCCGCCAUUGCCACUCACUGCAAGAACUUGACGGACCUUGACAUACUUGAGAAUGAUAUCUAUGACAAAAGUGGAAGUUGGCUGAGUUGCUUCCCAGAUACCUUGAAAUCUCUGGAAGUACUCAACUUUGCAAGUUUGAACAGUGAUGUCAGUUUCGAGGCGCUCGAGAAGCUAGUAAAAAGGUGCAAAUCAUUGAAGGUUUUGAAGGUUAAUAGGAACAUAAACUUGGAACAGUUGCAGAGGCUGCUUGUACAUGCUCCUCAGUUAACGGAGUUAGGCACGGGUUCUUUUUCGCAAGAGAUCACUCUUCGGCAGUACUAUGAUCUCGAACACGCCUUUAAAAAUUGCAAUAAUCUGCAUACUCUGUCUGGUUUAUUGGAGUCGACAGUGUUGUAUCUCCAAGUUCUGUUUCCUGCCUGUGCGAAUUUAACUUUCUUGAAUCUGAGCUAUGCUACGCUACACGGUGGUGAACUUGCUGGACUUCUUUCGCACUGCCCCGUUCUUCGUCGCCUUUGGGUUUUAGACACAGUUGAAGACAAGGGCCUGAAGGCUGUUGGACUAAGUUGCCCGUUGCUAGAGGAGCUCCGUGUAUUUCCAGCCGAUCCUUAUGCUGACAAUUUGGUUCACGGUGUAACCGAGUCGGGGUUUCUUGCUGUCUCGUAUGGCUGCCGUAAACUCCAUUACGUUCUCUACUUUUGUCGCCAGAUGACGAAUGAGGCUGUAGCCACCAUUGUGCAGAACUGCCCAGAUUUCACCCAUUUUCGUCUCUGCAUUAUGAACCCUUGUCAACCAGACUAUCUUACAAAGCAACCAAUGGAUGAGGCAUUUGGUGCAGUCGUGAAAACUUGCUCUAAGCUACGUAGACUCGCUAUUUCGGGCUUGCUAACGGACUCAACAUUUGAAUACAUCGGGAAAUAUGCGAAAAAUUUGGAAACGCUCUCAGUGGCUUUUGCUGGAACCAGUGACUGGGGAAUGCAGUGUGUUAUGAGUGGUUGUCCAAAGCUGAGAAAACUGGAGAUCAGAGACAGCCCAUUUGGAAAUGCAGCUUUGCUUUCUGGUUUAGAGAGGUACGAAUCCAUGAGAUCGCUAUGGAUGUCAGCUUGCAAGGUGACGAUGAACGGUUGUCGAGUUUUGGCAAAGCAGGUGCCAAGGCUGAACGUUGAGGUCAUUAAGGCCGGUGGGAGUGAUGAAUGCGAGGCUGAAAGUGUUUACGUAUACCGCUCUGUUGCAGGUCGAAGAAGAGACGCCCCGUCUUUCGUUCUCACCCUCUAAUACUUAGGUGAAUGUAGUCAUAGCUGGGGCACCAUAUCCAUGUCAUGGAAAACAAAGAGAGAAAAGUUUCGAGACGGGUUUAAAAUAAAGCUUUAAAGGUCGAUCUCGAGCACCGACAUGGCCAGGCUGAACUGCAGAUGAGUUCUAUCAAAGCACACCCAAAAGAAGUGUUGAAACCAGAAAAAUGGGAACAUGAAGGAACUGAAAUGGAUUGAAAGAGUGUAGUUCUGUUCUGUUCUGUUCCCAUGGAAGUGUCAAAAUCCCAACUGGUUUCUGAGUAAUGAUUGAAUUUCUCAUUUUCCACCAUUU